Molecule: messenger RNA, 1659 nt
Organism: Nerophis lumbriciformis (worm pipefish)
Lineage: Eukaryota; Metazoa; Chordata; Actinopteri; Syngnathiformes; Syngnathidae
Source: RefSeq, a predicted model, not a curated record
CAGCAUCAGUCAGCAGGGAGAGCAUCUUGAAGGACUGGAGGAGGUUGAUGUCACCAAGAUGCCAGUGACUGGUGUCCCUGUGAAGAGUGAAGGUGAUGAGGUCAAAGGUGAGAGUGAGGAGAAGAGAGAGGCGGAGCCUCCAAGCAGCAGCUCAACUCAACACAUGACAACAGAAGCUGAUGGAGACCACUGUGGAGGAUCACAAGCAGACAAGCUCUUAGCUCCACUAUCAGAUAGUGAGGACACAACGUCACACUCUCCUGACACUGAUGAUGAAGACUCUAAAGAUGAUAAGACAUGUCACACUGACAACACACACUUCACAUGUUCUCUCUGUGACAAAACUUUUAAAUCUAGUAAUUUGAAAAGACACAUGAGAACACACACUGGAGAAAAACUUUUUUCAUGUUCAAUCUGCGGUAAAGAUUUUAAUCAAAGGGGCCAUUUGAAAAUACACAUGAGAACACACACUGGAGAAAAACCUUUUACCUGCUCAGAAUGUGGUAAAAGUUUUGCAGUAAGUCAAAGUUUAAAAGCACACAUGAGAACACACACUGGAGAAAAACCUUUUUCAUGUUCAAUCUGUGGUAAAGAUUUUAAUCAAAGGGAUCCUUUGAAAAUACACAUGAGAACACACACUGGAGAAAAACCUUUUUCCUGCUCAGAAUGUGGUAAAAGUUUUGGAACAAAUUAUAAUUUAAAAGUACACAUGAGAUCACACACUGGAGAAAAACCUUUUUCAUGUUCAAUCUGCGGUAAAGAUUUUACUCAAAAGCAGCAUUUCAAAGCACACAUGAGAAUACACCCUGGAGGGAAACCUUUUUCAUGUUCAAUCUGUGGUAAAGAUUUUAAUCAAAGGGAUCCUUUGAAAAGACACAUGAGAACACACACUGGAGAAAAACCUUUUUCCUGCUCAGAAUGUGGUAAAAGUUUUGGAACAAAUUAUAAUUUAAAAGUACACAUGAGAACACACAGUGGAGAAAAACCUUUUUCAUGUUCAAUCUGCGGUAAAGAUUUUACUCAAAAGCAGCAUUUCAAAGCACACAUGAGAAUACACCCUGGAGGAAAACCUUUUUCCUGGUUCAAACACUGAUGACAUUUAUUAAUCAGACAAGAAGCAAGGAAUCAUGCAGAGACAGAUUUCAAUUUAGCUCAUGAGGAGAACGCAUGGAGCCGCACACUUAGUCACAGUCUCGCCCUACGCUCUAAGUUUCAGCUCCCGCGUCCCUCUAUUUAUUCAGGAGUUCCACAGUCAACAUCACUAAGACCGUCUCUAAAAGGAGUGGUCACAUAUAUUAUGCAAAGCAGGUCCAGUACGCACAAUACGUGACGGAAUGUGCUGGGGCCUUGUGAUUUCGCCUUCUCUUCGUCUGCGUGUUGUCAUCUUAUAUUCGUUGAGGUCCUUGAAGUCUCUGCUUCGUCUGCGUGCUGUCGUCUUAUCUUUGUUGAGGUCCUUGAAGUCCUUGGCUGUUAGCAGGUUAAAACAAAGAUAACAUCUGCGGAUGAGGCCACCCUUCAGACAAGGAGUUUUGUCCUUGUACAGAUACAAAAGUCUAACUUGAGCACAAUAGCUAAUAACUAAAGCAACAGACCCCGACUUAAACAAGUUGAACAACUUAUUUGGGUGUUACCAUUUGGUGGUCAAUUGUACGGAAUAUG